UUUUGUCGUCACAAAUCGUCUGUAGUGCGAGAGCGUCGAGCUGACAAACACACGCACACACAAACUUGCAGGAGUCGCCCAAUAGCAUAGCGACAGACAGGGAAAGAGUUUGGCAUUGCUCCGCACCCGCAAUUCGUGGCCUACCGCGAGUUGUGUGUACGCUGGUAAACAGACACUUAACUAGAUUAAAGAAUAAGCACACAAAGUAUAAAAAGAGAGCUAGCUAAGAAGAUCAAACAUCCUCUCAUCCGCCCACCCAGCUCGCUCCACCUUUCGCUAGUUUGUUUAUCUGUUCCAGGCAUCGCUGCCGCCUUUGUUCGCCCACCUCUACAGAUUCCCGACGUCUUCUUCCAUCAGCGGAAAACACCGCAUCCACCUGGAUUAUUUGUUCUGACUGCUGCAUAUAAUAUAGGCGAAGAUGGGCAACGCUCACGUCACUCACAGCGGCAAUGGCAAGAAUAAAACGGCCAACGGCAAAGAUGAAGUGAGGAACGGCGCGGAUGGGAUCGUCGCUACAGCGGCGACAGUCCCCCAUUCAACGGCCUUUCCGCCCGCCAAAAAGGCAAUGGCUUCCGUCGCCGACUUGACGGAUCUUCAGAAGACGUUGCUUCAAGAGAGCUGGAAGCGGCUCGAAAAGGAUAUCGCUCAAGUUGGCAUCAUCGUGUUUAUCAAUUUGUUUGAAACCCAUCCAGACAUGCAGUCGGUCUUCUUGCCGUUUACGGGUGUCGUCCUCGAUGACCUGAAGAAAAGCAAGUUGCUUUCGGAACACGCUCUCAGAGUCAUGGGGGCCGUGCAACGGGCAGUCCAUCGUCUACAGGAACCCGAAAAGUUACACGCCUUCCUCUCCGAACUCGGGCGAAAGCACGACAAAAAUGGAGCCAAACUUGAGUACAUUGACUACAUUGGACCGCAGUUCUUGUGCGCCAUUCGCCCGAUUCUUGGAGACGACUGGACGUUGGACACUGAGAAAGCCUGGACUUUGCUACUCGACUACAUGACCGCCACAAUGAAAGAGUCCCUUGUGGAAGCGAGAAACGCUUCCGCCGCAGAGUCAUCGAAGCCAUCGCUGACUCUUCCGCCUUCGUCAUCGUCUUCGUCAUCGGCAGCCACGGAUGACUGAGAUUCUUCUGUCGUUUCUUUUCUUUCAUAGCGAGAAAGAAAGAAAGACCAAGAACCAUCACCGAGAACCAUACAUCGUUCUAAAUCAUCGCUCUAGGAAAUAAUUGCAACUGGCUUGUAUGUGUACGCGGCGUAUGAGAAUUGGGUAGACACAAAAAAUGCGGAUGAGGAGAGAGAGAGAAGCGCUCGGGAUUGGCGGAUUGGCUAUUGUCCAAACAGGAGAAUUUCAAUGUUUUCCCGAUGUUCAAUUCCUCGUUGUCCUUCGAUAUAUUAGCUCAAAAGAAAAAGAAAAAAAAAAUGGAAAAUUCACUAUAUGAAUGUGAUAUAAAUAAAGGGCUAGUUUAGUUUACAUAAAAACAAAAUGUUUAGGACCACUCGUCCUCGUCUGUACGGUGUUGACGUAUUUUAAAAUUAAUUAUUAUGAAUGUCCACAUCUGUUCUUUCUUUUAACUGUAAUAAUCCAUUAUUUGCUUCAUUAUUAAAAGACGCCGUUGGGCGCAUAUUAACCAAGCAUUCUAUUUUGAACUUAUUGACAGCCAACGUAUACCAUCAUCAACAUCAAAAAAGUUGUUCAAGUAUAUACAGCAUAUUCCAGUCUAUCAAAUACUUGCCUACAAAUUUGCUUUCCUUAAUACUAAUAUAUAUGAUGUCAGAAAGAUAUGGCCAUAUAUACAUUGCUGAAAAUUG
Daphnia pulex (common water flea) is the source of this 1806-nucleotide messenger RNA. RefSeq names its product neuroglobin-like. The record is from RefSeq and is a predicted model, not a curated record. Lineage: Eukaryota; Metazoa; Arthropoda; Branchiopoda; Diplostraca; Daphniidae. The transcript has 6 exons. Gene Ontology annotation, molecular function: heme binding; oxygen binding. The coding region runs from base 419 to 1120 and encodes 233 amino acids.